This is a messenger RNA of Salmo salar (Atlantic salmon), 2575 nucleotides long. RefSeq names its product alpha-1A adrenergic receptor. The record is from RefSeq and is a predicted model, not a curated record. Lineage: Eukaryota; Metazoa; Chordata; Actinopteri; Salmoniformes; Salmonidae. Gene Ontology annotation, cellular component: plasma membrane. Gene Ontology annotation, molecular function: alpha1-adrenergic receptor activity. Gene Ontology annotation, biological process: positive regulation of MAPK cascade; adenylate cyclase-activating adrenergic receptor signaling pathway; positive regulation of cytosolic calcium ion concentration.
UGGCACAUGCUAUUGCAUAUGCCUGUGAUUUCAAAUUACCGGUUGAUAUAGCCAUGUGCUUAUCAGUUUCAGGGUUGCCGUAUUGGUCAGUCCUGGAAACAAUUUUGUGAGGGCAUGUCGGAUGACGUCCAGUGCCAAUAUGUUUAGGUCAGUGAAGAAAGGGGAGGAAAGGUUGUAUAUUGUGAACAUGGAUGCGGGAGGGGUCAGCCGGUUGUGUCGCUGCGUGUCGACAGCUUGUAUCACCACGGUGGCAACGCUGCAGAGUAGAGAGGAGGGAACGCAGUGAGAGGCGACAGUCACGACGACUGCUGCAGCUGGUUAAAGUGAUAUAAUCUUGUGUUAUGAGAUUUAAGUUUUCCGGGAAACAUCAGGGGAUUAUGGAACCACACCAUAAAAGGUCAUUGCGCUUUUUCGAGCAGUUUUACGCUCAUUCUUAGUAAUUGUUUUAAUUUCUAAAGCCACUUGAAAUGAAGAAUACUGGUGAUUUAACAAAAUGAACAAUGUGUCUGUGUUGAUCUAUGGAUUUACACUUAUCUGGUAUGGAGGAACUGGGUCAUCAACAUGAGUUUUGAUACUGCUAAUGAUGCCAACUUCUGGAGUAACGGGUCCUCGGAGCUGUACGCAGAGACACCAGGACCGUUGUCUGCAAAUCAUUCCAACUUGACCACAGCGAAUUACACAGACACGAAUCCUCUGGACCUUACCAGAGCCGUGUCAGUUGGUAUGGUUCUGGGCGCUUUCAUUUUGUUCGCAAUCGUGGGCAACAUACUCGUAAUACUUUCCGUUGUGUGCAACAGACACCUGCGUAUCCCAACGAACUAUUUCAUUAUCAACCUAGCCAUUGCGGACCUGUUGCUGGGUACCACAGUGCUUCCCGUGUCCGCAACACUAGAGAUUCUCGACUACUGGGUAUUCGGGAGGAUCUUCUGUGACAUAUGGGCAGCAGUGGACGUGUUAUGUUGCACGGCCUCCAUCAUGAGCCUGUGCGUAAUAUCCAUAGACCGUUAUAUAGGCGUGCGCUACCCACUGCAGUACCCCUGUAUAGUAACGGAGAAAAGAGCCAUUUUGGCCAUGCUCGGUGUGUGGGUUCUCGCCACUGUCAUCUCCAUCGGACCUCUACUCGGGUGGAAACAACCACCCUCAAAUGAUGACACAGUUUGCCCCAUCACCGAAGAGCCCUUUUACGCACUCUUCUCCUCCCUGGGUUCAUUUUACAUACCUCUGGCUGUCAUCCUGUGCAUGUACUGCCAGGUGUAUGUAGUUGCCAAACGGACCACUAAGAACUUGGAGGCGGGGGUCAUGAAAGAACGCAUGGACUCGAAUGAGCUCACACUCAGGAUCCACUGCAAAAACGCACAGCUGCAAGAAUACUGCGUCACGGGCAAAGGCCAGGCGCGGAGCACACUGACGGUGAAACUGCUCAAGUUCUCCCGGGAGAAGAAAGCAGCUAAAACUCUGGGUGUGGUGGUGGGCAUGUUUAUUCUCUGCUGGCUGCCAUUCUUCCUCGUGCUGCCCAUCGGGUCGUUUAACGCCGACCUGCGUCCCUCGGAGACGUUCUUCAAGGUGAUCUUCUGGCUGGGCUACUUCAACAGCUGCCUGAACCCCAUCAUCUACCCCUGCUACAGCCGAGAGUUCAAGCAGGCCUUCAUACGUAUCCUCAAGUGCCGCUGCCGUCAGAAGAAGAAGCAGAAGGGUUGGAGGGCCUGCUACAACCAACGUUCCUCCCGCCUGGGCUCCACCAAUACCUCCUACCUGAACGGAAGUCAGCAGACCCUGUCCUCCAUCAACCCCAGCCCUCGCUGUGUCAGCAAAGGGACCGGCUCUCGCCUAGAGCCUGGGUUUGACCUCAACUCCCCAUCCCCCUGCACCUCUCUGCCUGGGAGCCCCUUCACUGGCCAGAUGAGGGCCCUCCCUGGGGCUGUCUACCAGAGCACCAGCAGAAACAACAGAGUCCACCUGGUCUCUCCCCUGGCCAGGGAGCCAGUUCAUGCCAAUGGACAGAGUAUGAAUGGAGAGGUGGAGCAUGGAUCAAUCAGGGAAACACCUGACACAAUUAUGUAAUGACUGUGUGGGGCACCAGUCAUAAGCCUGGACAAUAUCGUUUGAUAGUUUGUACUAAUGCUGGCAUGAUACUUUUUUUUUUAGAGAGACUAUACGUUGGAUCCUUGUAAAUGUCUAAAUGCAAUAUGUACAGUAGCCUAACUACUGUAGCAGUAUGGAUUGAAGAUGUACACAUCACAAUGUGUCCCUAAGUAUUUAUUACUAAGAGUCUGGUUGCUUCUAGUUCCAUGUCCUCCAAAUGUCAUCCUCAAUAGGUAUUUUGGACAAUUUUAGACAGAACACUGAAGUCCUCUGCUACUGCACAAAACAUUUGCAGAACAAUGUGUGCAGCUCUGGCACAUACAAACUAGGCCCUUGAAAGACUCCAUGAAAAAGGGACCAACUGUGCCCACGUUUUGACUUGAGUUGCACUGCUCUGCAUUUGCAACAGAUAUAUAUAUAUAUAUAUAACAGUUGAAGUCGGAAGUUUACAUACACCUUAGCCAAAUACAUUUCAACUCAGUUUUUCACAAUU